Molecule: messenger RNA, 842 nt
Organism: Drosophila elegans
Lineage: Eukaryota; Metazoa; Arthropoda; Insecta; Diptera; Drosophilidae
Product: glutathione S-transferase 1-like
Exons: 1
Coding region: 41-703 (220 amino acids)
Biological process (GO): glutathione metabolic process
Molecular function (GO): glutathione transferase activity
Source: RefSeq, a predicted model, not a curated record
CCAAUAUCAUUUCGCUGAUUUAACUGAUUGAGCUUGGAUCAUGUCUGGAAUUGUGCUGUACGGAAUGGACAUUAGUCCGCCAGUGAGGUCCUGCCAGCUGACUCUGCGGGCCCUGGACUUGGAGUACGAGUUCAAGGUGGUGGAUCUGCUGGCCGGAGAGCAUCGCAAGGAGGAGUUCCUCGAGAAGAAUCCGCAGCACACCAUUCCGCUGCUGGAUGAUAAUGGAGCCCUCAUCUGGGACUCACAUGCCAUCGUUUGCUACCUGGUGGGCAAGUAUGCCCAGACGGACGAACUCUAUCCCAAGGAUUUGGUGAAGCGUGCCCAGGUGGAUCAACUUCUGUACUUCGAUGCCAGUGUCCUGUUCAUGGCGCUGCGUAAUAUCUGUGCUCCGUAUUUCUACAACAAUGUCACGGAGAUUUCGCGGGAGAAGGCCGACAAUGUGCGCGAUGGUUAUGCCCAUCUGGAGACCUUUCUGGCCGAUAAUCCCUACAUUGCCGGCGAUAACCUGACCGUGGCGGAUCUAUGCUGUGCCGCCACAGCCUCAUCCCUGCCGGCCUUUGUCCCACUGGAGGCGGAGAAGUAUCCGAAGGUCACUGCCUGGCUGGAGCGCCUCCAGCAGGAACUGCCCUACUACGAGGAGGCCAAUGGUGUGGGGGCCAAGAAGUACGUGGACUUGCUGAAAGACCAGCUGACACUUCUGUAAACAUGGGUUCCCACAAUCACCGAAGUGCGUGGCCUCAUCAAUUUUUAAUUCUCAGCCAAUUAAAACAAGUUGAUGGAAAACGUUCGACAAUACCGCCAAAAAAGUGGGACGGCGUCAAAUAAACUGCAUAAAGAAUUCA